UUGGAGGAAAUGGCAGGAUUCCUAGAUAAUUUCCGGUGGCCAGAAUGUGAGUGUAUUGACUGGAGCGAAAGAAGAAAUGCCAUCGCUUCCAUAGUUGCGGGUGUGUUGUUUUUCACAGGUUGGUGGAUAAUGAUAGAUGCAGCAGUAGUUUACCCAAAGCCAGAACAAAUGAACCACGCAUUCCAUACCUGUGGAGUGUUUUCAACACUGGCUUUUUUCAUGAUAAAUGCUGUAUCAAAUGCACAGGUGAGAGGAGACAGCUACAGUGACGGAUGUUUAGGAAGAACAGGUGCUCGUGUCUGGCUCUUCAUCGGCUUUAUGUUGAUGUUUGGUUCGCUUAUUGCCUCAAUGUGGAUUCUCUUUGGAGCAUAUGUUACACAGAACACUAAUGUUUACCCAGGAUUAGCUGUGUUUUUCCAAAAUGCGUUGAUAUUUUUCAGUACUCUGAUCUACAAGUUUGGAAGAACAGAAGAGCUAUGGGGAUGAGAACUCACGUAUAGCAUUGUCUGUUCCAUAGUUGCUAUGUUGUACUAUGUAUAUAGAUAUAUCUACGUUUCUUUGUUCUCAUUUUGCUUUCUAAAUUGUACGAACCGAGACGAUUCGCUCCGUCUUUUCACAGGGCAGAUUUGUGAAUAUGUACAUAUGACUGUAUAUAUCUUAAAAAGGGAAUGUCAGGCUUUCUGAAAUCUGCAGGCUUGCUUUUUCUUUUUGGCUCUUUCAAACACGUGGGUUUCCAUCAACUCUCAAGCCUUGAUCUUCCAAACCUUUUACAUGUGUCGGAGGUGUCUGUGGAACUCUUAGUGAAGCAGCAGGAUGAAGCCCUGGGCCGUGUAGGAGGGGUUGUCACUGUUCUGCACAGGUAAUUGCGAGGGCUGCCCGCCUACCCCAAAGGAGCAGCUGGCACAGGGAAGUGACCCAGCUAAGCCUGUACUUCAUGAGGGUCAACUCUGUUGUAUGCUGAGACAGUUUUAGGAAUUUUAUUGUACUGUUCAGAAAACUAUAAAGUAGCUGUAUUUCAUUCUUUUUCCUGAUAAGAGGUCAUCCAUUUUUACACAAGGCCCUAUAUUGAGCAGGUUCUGCCUGCCAAACCAAGCUGCUGUUGACUUCUGAUUGCUACAGCACAAGUGACAUUUGGUAGCACCACAGUCCCUAGCAUUAAUUUCAUGCUGUUCAAUGUAAUUGAUACUAAUUAGCAUUUACUGAUAGUACAACUGAAAACCCCAAACAAAUUGAGGCCAUUCACACUGAAGGAAUAUAAAUGAGGGUCAGACAAACGUUUUCAAAACUAUGCUAGCAUUAAUGUUCUUCAGGGGAAGCUUUUUGCUUUGGUAAGUGAACAGUUAUCCUGCUACCUAUUACCUUCUCUAUUUAAAAGGCAAGCAUUUCACCUGGGGAUAUAGUAGAUGUAUUUAUUGCUCACAACCCUGCUUUGAAGUAAUUGCCAUUUGCCCCAGUUAAGAUGUAUUUAUGUCCCAAACUUCACGGGGCCUUCAAUGGGAACACUUCCAUUACUGAAAUGCAGGUUUCUUCUAGCUGGAGUAUACAUAAAGGGAGAACAAGGAUGUUUUGUAGCUUUGGACUGAUCUUGUGUGAUUCAUCUUGCUGUUGGUGGCUUCCUGACGAGUUCUGUGUGGUUUUUAAAGCAUUUGAAUCUACAUUGUGGCUAAAAGCUUUUAUAACUUUCCCUGUAUCGAAAUUGCUGACCAAAUGGUUAUUAAACUGCAGAAUGUAACUUCUGUGCAUGGUUACUGUAUGCUGUUAGUCAUCUAAUUGCUCCCUUGUGGGAAUCUCUCCAGUGGACAGAAUAUGAAGCAAAUACUGCAGCUGAAACUGUGCUACUGGCUAGACUAACUUCAUCCUGAUUCCACCACCCUGCAGUGAGAGACAUUCACUGGUGUUAAUCACAGCUUUGUACAGAAGUUGUCUGUUGGGUUGUACUUUCAGAAAAACUGCAAUAAACUUUAUCUUCCGUUCUCAAAAUAAAGAGAAGAUGGUGAGGUAAUUGUGCACCAGGAUGCUCCUUCCUGAAUAGCUCAAGUCAUACUGACCCUUAAGCUUACACCAGCUGAGAAGUAAAGUCAAGGUUUUUGUUUUCAGUGCUGUUGGUUUCUUGCUUAAGAGUUUGGCCAUGGUUGUUGGUGGUGUUUUUUUUUAGUAAGUGAGAAACAAGUAUGGCCUCUAAGUGAUCUCAGUUACAGUAUCUCACCCCUGACACUUAACCAGCACAAGCAAAGUGUUUGACUCUGGAAGAACUCUGACAAUGUGCUUUAAUGCAAGUUGCUGGUUAGAACACCUAAGAGCAGGGCCUGAGCUGCUUUCUGAAGUUACCCACACUUUCUACUACAAUUUUGCUUUUUUCCAAGUGUUUCUUGAUGCCUCUCCCUUGUGGUUUUGGAGAACUGGACCAGUUGUGCUCUGUACAGCUGCGAAGAGGACGAGGCAGCUUUCACCGUCUCUCUUGCAGCAGCCUAAGCUGAAACCAGGUGUAGGGCAAGAACCAAUCAAGCUUCCUUCACAGCAUAUUCUAAGGUCCACUUUUAAACCAGGGGUAGUUCCAGCACACGCCAAGGUUGGCAGUUCUGAAGAUCAAGCCUUCUGUUAGGAGUAACUCAAGGGUUAAAUUUUGCCCUCUGUGUAACUGUAACAGAAGUCUAGAGGGGACCUUACUAUGCUGUAUUGCUCAGCCUUCACAGGGGAUGUUUCAACUGCUGCCUUUUGUCCUUUAUUACUUCAUCUGUUUGCAACCCAGUAUAUAAAAAGAACAUGGAUGACCCUAAAAGCAGGGAGGAUGCAGCUUGUGUCUGACUUGAAAAUUGUUACUGGACUUCCUAAGUUCUAUGAGGAAAUGGCCUCAUGAAGCUUUUGGUAAAAAAAAUGUUACUGCUGCUGUGGAAAGGGUGGAACAGCAUUUCCUCUGAUAACCUCCAGCUCUGACAAGGAAACCAGGUUCAGUGGCAGAUCUAAGGAGCUUUAACAAGACCUUUGGAGAUAAACAAGCACCUUGGUUUGGCUUUUUUUUUUAAACAUCUUGUAUCAAACCCAGAAAAAAAAAGGCAAAUAAAACUUUUUUUUU
This is a messenger RNA of Colius striatus (speckled mousebird), 3073 nucleotides long. It is a transcript of the gene TMEM50B, whose product is annotated as transmembrane protein 50B. NCBI's taxonomy places the organism in Eukaryota, Metazoa, Chordata, Aves, Coliiformes, Coliidae. The record is from RefSeq and is a predicted model, not a curated record. The coding region runs from base 10 to 486 and encodes 158 amino acids. The transcript has 6 exons. Gene Ontology annotation, biological process: protein targeting to vacuole; late endosome to vacuole transport via multivesicular body sorting pathway.